Molecule: messenger RNA, 8940 nt
Organism: Phycodurus eques (leafy seadragon)
Lineage: Eukaryota; Metazoa; Chordata; Actinopteri; Syngnathiformes; Syngnathidae
Gene: scai
Product: suppressor of cancer cell invasion
Exons: 17
Coding region: 122-1831 (569 amino acids)
Biological process (GO): DNA-templated transcription
Cellular component (GO): nucleus
Molecular function (GO): transcription corepressor activity
Source: RefSeq, a predicted model, not a curated record
GCGGAGCAACCUCCGGGAUACGAGGCUUUGUGUUGGUGGCCUCUCGGGUCUUCGAAUAUUGACCUCGCCUUGACCGGACGCUUUGGUGCGACUCGGCGCGAUGAUGCAACGAAAGGUGUAAAUGAUUGCUGUCAUGACUGGAGCUGAGACUGAGGAUGAUAUUCCUUUUGGUGAAAGGAAAACAGUCACAGAUUUUUGUUAUCUCCUGGACAAAUCAAAACAACUUUUCAAUGGAUUAAGGGACCUUCCUCAGUACGGACACAAGCAGUGGCAGUCCUACUUUGGGCGAACGUUUGAUGUUUACACCAAGCUGUGGAAAUUUCAGCAGCAGCACAGGCAGAUUCUGGACAGCCGCUAUGGCUUGAAGAGAUGGCAGAUUGGGGAAGUUGCAUCCAAAAUUGGACAGCUUUACUACCACUACUACCUGCGUACAUCUGAAACAAGUUACCUGAAUGAGGCAUUUUCUUUCUACUCAGCCAUCCGACAGCGGUCUUACUACUAUCAGGUCAACAGAGAGGACAGGCCAGAAUUAGUUGUGAAGAAACUUCGAUACUAUGCCCGAUACAUAGUUGUCUGUUUACUGCUGAACAAGAUGGACCUGGUCAAGGUUUUGGUGAAGGAGUUAUCUGAAGAAAUCGAAGACUAUACACAACGAUUCAACACUGAGGAUCAAUUGGAAUGGAACCUGGUUCUACAGGAGGUGGCAUCUUUUGUUGAGGCAGACCCAGUGGUACUCCUUGAUGAGAACAGUUCUGUCACUGUCAUCAGCUAUCGUCUUCAAGAGGGAUGUGUGCCUCCCUUGGAACAAGGCAUGGUGGUUGGGCAACUCGUCCUUGCAGACGCACUAAUCAUUGGCAACUCUAACAGCCAGGUGAAGUUCAGUGAAUUGACUAUAGACAUGUUCCGUAUGCUUCAAGCAUUGGAGAGGGAACCAGCAAAUAUUGCUAUACAGACAUCGAAACAAGGAAUUCUGGAACCCAGUGAGAAGCCUGCCAAACGGGAAAACCCCCACAAGUAUCUACUGUACAAGCCAACAUUCAGCCAGCUUUUUACAUUCUUGUCUGCCUCCUUUAAGGAACUGCCAGCAAACAGUGUUCUACUUGUCUACCUGUCAGCAGCCGGAGUCUAUCCAUCUGUAAAUUCAGAAUAUGAAGGACCAUUUGAUUUCGGAGGGGUUCUCACAAAUUCAAAUCGAGAUAUUGUGAAUGGAGAGGUGAUUCAGAAGAGAAAUCAGUCCCAUAAAGAAAUGCACUGCCUUCAUCCCGGUGACUUACUCCCUUUCACUCGGAAGCCACUAUUUAUUAUUGUGGAUUCAACAAACAGCAACGCCUAUAAGAAUUUCACAAAUAUGUUUGGCCAACCUUUGGUGUGCCUACUAUCACCUAAAGUAUAUCCCAAGAGUGUACAAGAUCAGUCUCAACGUGGGAGUCUCUUCACCCUGUUCCUGUACAGCCCACUUUUGGCUUUCUUCUCUGUGUGUGGUUUAAGCAGCGUGAGAGGAAAACUUUGGCAGAGCACUCAAGAAUUUCUUCACAAAGUUGACCGUGACAUUGGGCAAAUGAUAACACGAUCACAAACCAUAGAUCAAGCCUUUUUACAAUUCUUUGGUGAUGAAUUCCUUCGACUUCUGCUGAUCCGCUUUGUGUUUUGUUCAGCUACAUUGAGACUGCAUAAAGUCUUUCGGGAGGCACAGAGCUUCCCUGAGUCAUAUCCUGAGCUCCCUAAACAAGACACGGUGGAGAACAGCAUUCUGCAGAAGCAUAUUUUGAAGAUGGCAACCCUUCUGGAUGUGCAGAACAUGUUUUGGGACAAUUCAGUAGAAGCCUAUUGAAUUUUUUUUUGUGGUCAGGACCAAAUAUUUGGUGUGGAAAAGCCUCCACAUCCUGAAUACUCAUCUGCUACAGCCUUUGUAGCAUUUUCUUUUUCUUUUUAUUAUUAUUAUUUUUUUGGGCUAUAAAAAUAACUAAUUUAUAACUGAAGUCCAGCUUUUAAAUUGAACUAGCUAACAUGUAGUGCUCGCUAUACUCAAAAGACUCAUGGACUACAAAUCAAUUUAUGCACUUCUAUCAGUUACACAAUUUUGCAAAACAUUAAUGCUAUUGCUUGUUCAUACAUCCUGUGACAAUGACUUUUCUGAUGUGGCACUGUAAUUAAUGACCUUUGGUUAGUUGUUGUUUUCAAGUGUAUAUACACGAAGAAAGCAUAUUUUUUUGUCCAUUCUGAGCUAACUUUUGAGGUAUAUUUUGAACACAAGAACAUUUUAAUGAUAAAUGAAAUGACUAAUAAUGCACACACACAACAUAGAGGACAUGUUUUGGACUGUAGCAGGAUGGUAGGGAUUUAAUACCAGUACUAAUAGAAACUAAUUCCAAAAUUUGGAAACAUGCACUGUUGCAAGAAGUAAACACAGGAACCGAUUGGAAUCUAUUUAUUUGCCAUACAGUAAAAUUGGAGAACUUAUUUUUCAUGUUUAUUCUCUUAGCACUGUUUCUGUGUACAUAUAAUGUAUCAAAAUGUAUUGUCCAAAAUGUUUGUUGAAAUGUUCUUAGUUUCUAGUGGUGAUUCCAGCUUUCAAUGGUGCACACUUAUGUUUUAGGGGUUUUACGUUUGCGAAGGAACUUGAAUUUAUAUUAGGGGAUUAUAAACAAAGUCUUUAUAUUUAUUUGUAUACAGUUUUUUUUGUUUGUUUGUUUGUUUUCAAAGUUUUCAAAGCUUUUUCCACAGAGCAACAAAAUACAAAGCAAAGUAAAGCAAAUUUAUGUAUAUAGCGCAUUUCAUACACAAGGUAACUCAAUGUGCUUUACAUGAUUAAAAGCAUUAAAAAAAAUAAAACCUGCUUAUAAACAUUUAAAACAAAGAGAGAAAAAAAUAAUACAAUUAAAACAGCGUACAGUGUAAGAAAUAGCAUUUAAAAGUGGAAAUGCUCAAAAAAAGCAUAGGAAAAAAGAAGAGUUUUUAACCUGGACUUAAAAACAUGCACACUUGGGGCUGACUUCACUCCUGUUGGCAACUUAUUCCAUUUGUGUGCAGCAUAAUAGCUAAAUGCUGCUUCACCAUGCUUGCUUUGGACUCUGUGCUCCACUAUUUGACCCGGGUCUGUCGAUCUCAGAGCUCUACUGGGUUUAUAUUCCAUGAGCAUUUCAUUCAUGUAUUCAGGACCUCAACCGUUUAGUGAUUUAUGGACCAGUAGCGGAACUUUAAAAUCUAUUCUAAAACUGACUGGAAUCCAGUUUAAAGACUUUAAAAUUGGAGUAAUAUGCUCUGACCUCUUUGUUCUGGUCAGAACCUGAGCUGCAGCAUUCUGAAUGAGCUGCAGCUGUUUAAUGCUCUUUUUAGAGUCCAGUCAGAAGACCAUUACAAUAGUCAAGUCUACUUGGGAUAAAAGCAUGGAUGAGCUUCUCCUGGUCUGCUUGACACAUGCAAGCCUUCACUCUGGAUAUGUUCUUCAGAUGGUAGAAGGCAGUUUUAAUAAUUGAUUUGAUAUGACUGUUAAAAGUCAGGUCGGAAUCGAUCAGGACACCUAGGUUUCGCACUUGGUAUUUGGUUUUUAAAGAGAGUGACUGCAACAAUCCUCUUUUCUUUAUUGCCAAAAACAAUUAUCUCAGUUUUGUUGUGGUUUAAUUGAAGAAAACUUUGGCUCAUCCAGUUAUUUAUCUGUUUUAGACAGUGACACACCACCUCAAUUGAACUGUAGUCAUCUGUCGACACUGCUAGAUAUAACUGUGUGUCAUCUGCAAAGCUAUGAUAGUCAAAAUUAAAGUUCUGAAGAAUUUGACCCAAGGGUAGCAACAGAAGGGGUCCAAGAACUGACCCUUGAGGGACCCCAUAGGUCAUUGCCAUUCGAUGAGAUUCUUCUUUUCCUUUCAGCUUGUCCCUUUAGGGGUCGCCACAGCACGUCAUCCUUUUCCAUGUAAGCCUAUCUCCUGCCUUCUCCUCUCAAACACUAACUGCCCUCAUGUCUUCCCUCACGACAUCCAUCAACCUUCUCUUUGGUCUUCCUCUAGCUCUCUUGCCUGGCAGCUCCACCCUCAUCAUCCUUCUACCAAUAUACUCCCUAUUUCUCCUGGUCUGGACGUGUCCAAACCAUCGAAGUCUGCUCUCUCUAACUUUGUCUCCAAAACAUUGAACCUUGGCUGUCCCUCUGAUGAGCUAAUUUCUAACUUUAUCCAACCUAGUCACUCCGAGAGUGAACCUCAAGAUCUUAAUUUCCGCCACCUCCAGCUCUGCUUGCUGUUGUCUCUUCAGUGCCACUGUCUCUAAUCCGUACAUCAUGGCUGGCCUCACCACUGUUUUAUAAACUUUACCCUUCAUUUUAGCAGAGACUCUUCUGUCACAUGACACACCUAGCACCUUCCUCCACCCGUUCCAACCUGCUUGGACCCGUUUCUUCACUUCCUGACCACACUCACCAUUGCGCUGGACGGUUUAACCCAAGUAUCUAAAGUCCUCUACAUUUGCUAUCUCUUCUCCCCGUAGCCUCACUCUUCCCCCACCACCCCUCUCAUUCAUGCACAUAUAUUCUGUCUUACUUCGACUAAUCUUCAUUCCUCUGCUUUCCAGUGCAUGCCUCCAUCUUUCAAACUGUUCCUCCACCUGCUCCCUGCUUUCACUGCAGAUCACAAUGUCAUCUGCAAAGAUUAUGGUCCACUGGGAUUCCAGUCUAACCUCAUCUGUCAGCCUAUCCAUCACCACUCCAAACAGGAAGGGGCUCAGGGCGGAUCCCUGAUGCAGUCCCACCUCCACCUUAAACUCUUCUGUCACACCUACAGCAAACCUCACCACUGUUCUGCUGCCCUUAUACAUGUCCUGUUUUAUUCUGAAAUACUUCUCUGCCACUCCAGACGUCCGCAUGCAGUACCACAGUUCCUCUCUGGGUACUCUGUCAUCGGCUUACACCAAGAUACACCAAGUACUCUCCUGACUGCCUCUCUGAUCACCUUGGCUGCAGUGGUCCAGUCUUCUGGAAGCUCCUCCUGUCCAGCGAGAGCCUGUCUCACCUCUUCCCGAAAAGCUGCACAACAUUCGUCCUGUCUCAGCUUCCACCACAUGGUUUUCUGCUCUGCCUUUGUCUUCCUAAUCUUCCUAACCACCAACAGAGUCAUCUUACACACCACCAUCCUAUGCUAUCUUGCCACACUCUCCCCUUCCACUACCUUACAGUUGGUAACCUCCUUCAGAUGACAUCGUCUGCACAAGAUGUAAUCCACCUGCGUGCUUCUACCUCCGCUCUUGUAGGUCACCCUAUGUUCCUCCCUCUUCUGGAAAAAAGUUUUCACUACAUCCAUUUGCAUCAUUUUUGCAAAGUCUACCACCAUCUGUCCUUCCAAGUUCCUUUCCUGGAUGCCGUACUUACCCAUCACUUCUUCAUCACCCCUAUUUCCUUCACCAACAUGUCCAUGACAAUCUGCACCAAUCACGACACUCUCUCUGGGAUGUUCAGAACUACUUCAUCUUGCUCCUUCCAGAAUUUCUCUUUCACUAAUCACAUUACACAUAACACCCUCAAUUUCAAGUUUCAGCCUCAUCACUUGAUCUGAUAGUCUUUUCACCUCCAAGACAUUCUUAGCCAACUCUUCUUUUAAAAUAACCCUGACUCAAUUUCUCUUCCCAUCUACACCAUGGUAAAAUAAUUUAAACCCUGCCCCUCAACUUCUAGCCUUACUGCCUUUCCAUCUGGUCUCCUGGAAACACACUAUAUUAACCUUUCUCCUAAUCAUCAUGUCAACCAACUCCCGGGUUUUUCCUGUCCUAGUCCCAACAUUCAAAGUUUCAAACAUUCAGUUGUAGACUCUGUGCUUUCCUCUUCUCUUUCUGCCGAAGAACCCGCUUUCCACCUCUUCUUCUUCUUCGACUUCGACCCGCAGUAGCUGAAUUUCCACCGGCACCCUGCAGGGUCACGGCGCCGGUGGUGGACGUAGUAACCCAGACCACGACCGAUCCGGUAUGGAAUUCUUUGGAUGAAGGCUCAUAUUUGUUUGGCAAAGUUUUAAGCCGGAUGCCCUUCCUGACGCAACCCUCUGCAUUUAUCCGGGCUCGGGGCCAGCCUACAGUUUGCACUGGCUUGUGCCCCCCAUAGGGCUUCAUUGCCAUUCGAUGAGAUUGAACACUUCCAAUGGUUACAAAAUAACUCUUUUCCUCCAGGUAGGACCAGAACAAUUUAAGGACUGUUCCAAUUAGUCUUACCCACGUUUACAACCUGUUCAGCAGUAUAUUAUGAUCUAUCGUAUCAAAAGACGCAUUGAGGUCCAACAAGACCAGAAUUGACACCUUUCCCGAAUCAGUAUUCAAUCUUAUAUCAUUUAGCACUUUGAUAAGAGCAGAUUCUGUACUGUGAUGAGUUCGGAAACCUGAUUGAAAUUUGUCAAAAAUUCCAUUUAAGUUCAAGAAAUUGGUGAGUUGAUAAAAAAUAACUUUCUCAACAAUCUUGGCUAUGAAAGGGAGAUUUGAGAUCGGUCUAUAGCUUGCUAACAUGGAAGCAUCCAGCGUUCUAUUUUAUUUUUUUUUAGCAGAGGCUUAAUGGCAGCUACUAUAAGAUCUUCAGGAAACUCGCCCGACUGAAGUGAGCAAUUGAUUAUUUGCUGCAAAUAAGAUAGCACAGACUUCGCAAUAGCUUUGAAAAAGUCAGAUGGUAUUGAGUCAAGACAGCUCAGUGAUGCUUUCAGCUGCUGAACCGUUUUCUCUACAGUUUUUUGGUCAACUGUAUCAAAUUCUGACAUUGUAAUAGAGUUUUUUUCUGGGUGGCUUCAGAUGUAUCAUUUUAUCCUUUUGCUGAUUUGUGCUAAUAUUUAACCUGAUGGAUUGUAUUUUUCCACUAAAAUAACAAGCAAAUUCAUUGCAUUUAUCUGCUGUUAGGAGUUCUGGAGCUAUCUGAUUCGGGGGAUGGGGGGGUUGGGGGUUGUCAGCUUGUCAACCACAGCAAACAGAGUCCGAGUAUUGUUGAAGUUCUUACUGAUGAUUUCAGAAAAGUGUUGCUGUCUGGCCCAGACUAACUCUUGGUUAAAAUUCCAGACUUUGUAGAGGUCAUAGUCAAUUUGGAGUUUAGUUUUUCUCCACUUAGGUUCUGCUUUCCUACACUUUGAUUUAGAGGUCUUUACCGUCAUUGUGCUCCUCCGCAGUGUUCUAGGUCGCCUCAAGAUUGUCUUAGUUUUAAUAGGAGCGGCAGCAUUCAUGACAUUUGAGAUUUUACAGUUGAAAUUAUCCAAAGGUUCAUCAACUGUCUCAGCAUUCACAGUUUGUGGCACAGCAAUGGUCACCAUAAACCUAGUGGCGGGACUCUCAUUUAUGUACCUUGUCUUAAUGGACAUUUAAGUUGUCUGAACUUUUGGAAGAAUCUGUAAUUCAAAGAAUACACAAAAAAGAUCUCCAGGUUUUUUUUUUUUUUGAGAUAUCACACACCAUGUCAUUGGUAACUUACUGCAAAAACGUUUCACAUCCUUGACAGCUCCAUCACCAACUAUUCACGUUUGGGGUGUCAUUUUUUUCUUGUAUGAUUUAGUUUCAUACCUUUCAGGGGUAGUGGGGGUGAGCAUUCUUGGCCAGGGUCUAGUAAAAGUGGCUCAAAUCUAAUUGUAAGUUUGAUGUUGAUGUUUGAUGAUGGCACAGUUACUAUCAAUUUCCCCCUUCUUUUUUUUGCUAUUUUGCCAUUCAACCCAAUAGCUCAAAGAAGAAUAUUUUGUAUAUGUAUACAUAUACAUAUGUAUCUCCACUGGCCAGGAACUUCGUUUUUUUUUUUUUUAAAUAUUGCUCUUGGCAGCUUCCCUUUCAGGCUUCAGCUUGUUUGUUGUUGUUUUGUCCAUUCCAUAGCCAUUUGAUGCUAUUUCAAACAGAAUAUUUUGUAUUGUUAUUAUUAGAAAAUACUGUACAGCAGCAGCCAUUUUGACAUUGUAUGUUCUGUGAUUUUGAUCACCACAUUGGGAAUUGAGGAAUUAGAACACAAUGACUGGAAAAGUUGAAUGUUUAAAAAAAGAAAGAUCUGCAGUGUAAAGUUAUUAGAAUUUUUGUAUGUUGUGACAUGACUGUCAUGUUUGCUGUGGUAUUAGUUUCUGAGAUUAUUGUUAAUAAUGGGACCGUGAGAAUGAACAGUUCGUUUAUUAACUGUGUGUUCACAUACAGUACAACUUAAUUUUUCUAUAGUUGUGUGUUGUUUGAAACAACACAGAAAGCUGUUUCAAAGCUUUUGGAGUUUAGUAUGGUCUCAUACAAUACACAUUUACAUUGUUGAAAGAGCAAUUUGACUGGGUAGUGAGAAAGAAAACCCCUUGCACCCUUGGAAAAAGCUUGGACCCAUGAAUUUUGGGCUCAUGUUUUUGAUUACAGAAAACAACUAAUGUUAAAAAUGCAUAAAUAGUCUUUACUGAAAAUUCACCUGUCCUUCAAUAAGCUUGUGAUUACCAUAUUGUGUACUUUAUUAUACUAAACCUUCCAAUUUUAAUAAUUGCUGUUAAAAAAAAAUGUAAACUUGCAUAAUAGGUAUGAUAAUUUACGAACACUUGACAUUGUCAUGUGUUUUGUAUGGCAUUACAAGCACAAAUAUCCACUGCGCUGCUUAUCGAGCCCACAUGAUACGCAUUGUCCAUGACUCCAUCCAUCCAUCCAUUUUCUGUACCUCUUAUCGCUCUUGUCGCUUUACACACAAAUCAUUUAAAUGUUUGCUAUUUAUCCUGUUUUCUGGUCCAGUUAGCGUGUGGCCAUUUUUUCCUUUUUCAUGUAGGUGGUCUGUUAAGUGUUAGUUAGAUAUUGUGGUUGCUAUUUAAUGUCAAAUGUAUUGUGAACAUUUAAGACAAUAUUGCAGACGUUAAUGUCUACAAGUAGCAUGUUUGUUUUGAUGAUUAAGUGCCAAUGACUGGUGUAUUCCCUCAAUUCAACACACUGAUUGAAUACAAUUUAAUGUGUACGUGUCUUUCUGUGUUGCCAAAGUAAUAAAAUAAAAUAUCAAGUAAA